AUGGUGAACUUGCUGCUGCUUAGUUUGGCCACCCUGGCGUCGGCGUACGCGUCGGUGAUUCCCGAAAUCUCCGGAUACUCGAGAGUUUCGACCAACGGCGCUAGUAGCGCCAGUGAGCCGCGAAGUUUAAACCCCUCGCCGGUCUACCAUCCCGCAAAGCAUCUCAAAGUUUACGACGGCGAAGUUGUCGAUUAUUCACACAAAUACUCGACUUUGGACAAGGAGAUGGUUGCGAAAUUAGACGGCAAAACGCGUCAAAAACAAGCUGAGGACAGAUUCGUUCCUUCGGCGGUAAGACUGCAGAGCCCGUCGGGCAGUCCAGGGUCGUCGAGCUCUUUGGCCUCUCAAUCAUCAGUCUCAGGUUCAUCACCCUCUAUUUCUUCCGGUGGUUACGCCACGUUACCUCAAAGCUAUUCUUCAAACACUUAUCAGUUUCCAGACGAUGAUAAAUCGCCGAAAAAUAAUAAUAAUAAUAAAUUUAAAAUAGCAAACAGCAAUGGGAAUAAUAAUGAUCACGAUAAUUUGCCCUCUAUUACUGCUGAUGGAUUCUCUAUAGCCGGAAAUUCUUAUUCAAAGAUUCAUAUGAAUUACAACCUGACAAAGUAA
This is a messenger RNA of Cotesia congregata, 606 nucleotides long. Lineage: Eukaryota; Metazoa; Arthropoda; Insecta; Hymenoptera; Braconidae. The record is from the annotation of a GenBank genome assembly.